This is a messenger RNA of Mesoplodon densirostris (Blainville's beaked whale), 2973 nucleotides long. RefSeq lists its product as uncharacterized. Gene Ontology annotation, biological process: flagellated sperm motility; sperm individualization. The record is from RefSeq and is a predicted model, not a curated record. Gene Ontology annotation, cellular component: cytoplasm. NCBI's taxonomy places the organism in Eukaryota, Metazoa, Chordata, Mammalia, Artiodactyla, Ziphiidae.
AUGGGGCCCCCACGCUACCUUCACAGCCACCUGAGGAGGUUGAACCUUUGCCAGUUCAACAGGAGGCUCCAGCCCAAUCUCCAGAAGCCGCACACCAGCCCCCAGGCCAAGACCCCCUCCCCAGCCCUCACCCUUGAGCACAGCCCUGCCCAGGUCCAUGUCCAUGAGCAUACCUCAGCCCAUACCCCAGCCCAGGCCCAAGCCCAGGCCCCCUCACAUGCCUCAGCCCAGUCCCUGGGCCACACUUCUGUCUGCACCCUGACCCAUGCUCAUCUGACCUAUACCAAUGCCAACACUCUGGUCCCUCCCCCAACUUCUGCCCCUGCUACUACUCCUGCCCUAGCCCCUACACCAGCCCCUGUCCCGAUCUCUGCCACAACCUCUGUCCCAGCACUGGUCAUGGCCCUGACGACCACUCCAGUCCCUUCCACCACCCAUACCCCCAUCCUAGAUUCUAUUCCCUCUACCUUGGCUGCCUUCAGCCAAAGCCUCUCCUCCGGCCAUGUGGUCUAUGAUGCCCGCAGUGUAAAGCAGAACUUAUUCCAUGUACCCCCUCAAUACUCUGGGUAUUCCACAAAGGACUUGGGUACCCUCUCCAGGGCCCAAGAGGGGCAUGGUCUGGUGAGCUCUGGUACAGCUGAGCAAACACUGAAGCAAUGUAGUGGGGACAGUGCCAAGCCCUCCACAGGAUCCAUACUGGGUUACGUGGAGUUGGGGAAUAUGGAAUGGAAGAUCUCAAAUGAUGCCAAAGACAGAUCUGUACAGUCCAAGACCUUCCCUUACUGUAGCUUCCAUCCUUGCAGUUCUGAGAAGGGAAGCACGGACCCCCAGACUCCAGUCUACCCCAAAUUCCUGGUGUACUCCAAGGAUGCUGCACCUUCUCAACCUUGCUUCCAUUCUCCGACCAGUGCCCAGAGCUCACCAUGCACCAUGCCUCCCCCAUGCGCUCUUUCUCUGCCCGUUUCCCCCAGAUCCUUUGUCCUUCAUCAACACAGCAACCACCAGAAGACCUCCACCUUAAUACAACCCCCCACCUUUCCCCCAACCUCCAAGUCUCCUCAGUCUGUCCUCUCUCCCCAGGGCCCCAUCCCUCCCCAGUUAUCCACUACUUCCCAAACACCAAGCCAGCCCUAACCCCCUGAACUUCAUGAGAGUCUAGGCGACAACCAAGGUUCUGUCCUCCAAAGGACCGCAGGCCCUUCAAAAGGCUGUAGAGUUUCCAGAAACCCAGGCCUUACCCCAAAUCUGGUCCUCCACAAGAACCAAGGCCUUACUGGAGACACAGGUCUCCCCAAGAACCCAGGCCUUGUGCAAGAUCCAGACCUCCAAAAACUUUGAAGCCUUACCGAAUACCCUUACCGCUGCAAGAAUCCAAGCCUUUCCCAAGACUCUGACCUUCAGAAGAAUCCAGUCAUUACCCAAGAUUCUGGCUCCCAGAAGAUCUUAGGUUCUACUCGAUAUGGACGUUUCUUUAAAAGGCCAUAUGUCACCCAACCCUCUGGCCUCCACAAGAACACAUCAUUUCUCCAAAGUUCUUACAUUCAGAGAAGCUCAGGCUUUAUGCAUGAUUCUGGGGUCUAUAGGAAUCUAGAAUGAAACCAAGAGACUGUACUCUAUAAACGUCAAGAGCUCUCCCAAAAAACUCGCUUCCAUAGUAGCCCACACCCUUCCCUAGAUUCUGGAUGUGACAAGAAUACAGGUAAUGCCCAAGAUUCAGGAGUCUCGAGGAGUCCAGACUUUACACAAGAUUCUGGGCCACAGAAGACUCCAUACACUGCCCGAGACUCUGCAGUCAACAAGAGCUCAGUCCUUUGCCAGGAAUCUGGUCUCCAUAAGAGCCCAGGCCUUGUGCAAACCCCUCGCUUCCAUAACGGCUCAAGCUUUACCCGAGUCUCAGGAAACUACAAGAAUCCAGGUCUGACCCAAGAUUCUGGAGUCUGCAGGAGCCAAGGCCUUACUCAAGAUUCUGACCUCCAUAAGAAUCCAGGCCUUAUCCAAGCCACUGAAGUCAAAAGGAGAUGUGGCCUUACCCAAGAUGCUGGAAUUUACAGGAGCUCAGAUCAUACCCAUGACCCUAACUUCCACAAGUACUCAGAAAUUAAUCGAGAUCCUGGCCCCCAUAAGGGUCCAGCCCUUACUCAAGACUGCUUAUCUAAGAGACCAGGCCUCCAUAACAACUCAUGCCUUAUCCCAAACCCUGGCCUUCACAAGAACCCUCUAGGAACUGACUCUGUCCAAGUUUGGGGCCGACAUCAGACCCAAAAGUCAUUUAUAUCUGAGGCAGUUCCUCGAAAGGAGGAUGCAGGGCAGCACAUACCAUGGACUUCUGUCCCACCCAGUCACAACUCCUGCUCUGCCAAGGCUCAGUGGGCCUACAAUGACCUGCAAACCUUCUCAGAGGUACCUGUACUGAUUGAGCUGCAAUCAUCCUCCCGGCGAGCAGGCAGCCAAGACUGGGUGUACCAACCCAUGGAUACAGUUCCUCCAGCCUGCCAGAAUUAUCGCCAGAUGACUAUGCCUCCCCAAACCAGCUGGAAACCCUACUGUCCUGGGACAGGCACACGGCUGGGGCAUGUGGUCUUUGACGCCUUCCAGACACAGUUCAGAGCAGGCAGGGACAGGUGCGAAGCUCUGUCUCUCAGGCGCCUUCCCCGAGAGACAGCCAACAACUCACCGGAGAUAAUCAAGGGCGAAGGAGGCUACUGCAUUCCUUCAGAGGGGCCAGCUACCUUCUACCUGCUGAGUCAGGUGAACCGUUCCAUGGGGAUGGGGACCAGCAUACGAGGAAAGGGCAAGGACGGAGAAGCCCCUGCCCGGCUGCUCACGGACAUCGACUUCUGCUCUGGGGCACAGCAGCAAGAACUAACCCAGCUGAUCCAGGAGCUGGGUGUGCAGGCGAGCUGGAGUGAAGGUCCCAAGCCAGGACCAGAUCUCCUCCAGGCCAAGGACUUUGCUUGCUAUGGAGGCAUCUGA